Messenger RNA from Talaromyces proteolyticus, 3405 nucleotides. RefSeq lists its product as uncharacterized. Bases 226 to 3339 code for a protein of 1037 amino acids. The transcript is spliced from 6 exons. The record is from RefSeq and is a predicted model, not a curated record. NCBI's taxonomy places the organism in Eukaryota, Fungi, Ascomycota, Eurotiomycetes, Eurotiales, Trichocomaceae.
GCGAUAUGAUGCAGAUGCAUAUGUAAGAUUAAUUAGUAUGGGUGAGAGGAACGCACGGGUUUAUCUACUUCCGACGCCGCCUCCACCCGACUGCCGCUGUUUAACCGAACGCUUGAAGUAUGAAGUAAUACUGCCAGUUUUCUAGUCCUGCUGGCCUUUGAUGACACACAUGGCUGAGCCGUCCUGUGGUGGGAGAAAGGGAUAGAAGAAUAAUACAAACCUGCGAUGGCUGCUAAACAAGACAGCCAUCACGGGGCCCCCUCCCCGACAAUCUCUGACUCCAGAAGCAUGGAGAGCCAAGAUACGAAAAAGCCAAGCUCCCUUGCGAGGAUGUAUGGCAAGAUGGAUAUCGACCUGCAGACGUUUUUGAAAAUGCUCAAAGCGGCGAUUCCGUCUACUGUCGCUGUUGCCAUGUAUCAAGCUGGGCCGGUAGCCAAUGAGUACAAGGAGCUAGGGUAUCUGAUUGGUGUCAUUGCUCUAUACAGUCGAUGCUGUGCUCCUCGGGGCAAAUACAUUCAAUUUCUGAUCCAGUGUCUCUUGUGCGUCUGUUUCGGCGCAGCAAGUGCUUUUCUGAUGGCUUACUGCUGUGUUGAAGCUCGAAAGCACACGUCAACGCCUGUCUCAGAAGCGGCCACCAGCGAUAAGCUCUCUGUGCCCUACAACUCUACAGCCUCUGCAGUCGCAGGAAUCUGGCUGUUUUUUCAAAUGUACAUUCUCAAUUCUUUGCGGGCAAAGAAUCCGCAACUCAAUUAUCCCGUCGUUAUGCAUAACAUGUUAUUUCAUGUGGCUGCCGUAAAUGCCCCAAGCUAUACCGAUGUGACAACUGGAACUGCCGCUAUAACGUUGAUUCUGAAGGCUACUCUCACAGGACUAGGACUUGCUACGGCAACUCAUUUCCUCAUUCUGCCGGACACCUCGAGGGAAGUUGUGUCUAAAUUAAUGGGGGACUAUAUCGAUGCGUUGCAAGGCACGCUCAAAGCGCAUGUAUCUUACUUUGAGUCUAUGGAAAGUAUUGACAUGUUUGUUAGAGUUCACACUUCUAAUCUCACCGAAGAGAAGAAACUGUACAGGACCAAGGCGGAUGCUAUCAAGGAUGCAGCUCGCAACAUGUCCAAAAUACACAGCAACCUCGGUAACGAGCUGCCCUUUGCCAAGCGUGAAGUGGCCUUUGGAAAGCUGGGCCCGGAUGACCUGGCGAGGAUAUUCAAGCACUUACGCUCCGCCAUGACCCCUAUCAAUGGCCUAAGUACUGUAGUGGAUAUUUUCGAGCGUCUAAUGAAAUGGAACAAUUGGGACAAACCCGUUGAACAUGGCGGUGUUGAUCCAAACAAAGAUGCUGUGCGUGCCAGAAUGGUGCAUGACUGGAAUAUGAUCAUGGGCUCUGCGCAUGACUCGUUUUCUCAAGUGAUUGAGGUUAUGAAUGAAGGACUACAGCAUGUUGCAUAUCAGUUGAGACUGAAAAAGAGACCAAAGAGAGACAGAGCUGUCAGAAAGGAUCCCGAGGCUUCUGCUAAAGUAAUGGCGCCAGGCGAUGAAGGGUUUGCUGAGUACGUCGAAGCGAAGAGCAAGGAAUUUUAUAUGUCAAGACUAGUAACUUUACGGGAGUGGUGUGUGGAUAAAGGAAUUGAGCUCCCUAAAGACUAUUUUGAUCGCCCGGUGGACCAGCCUAUUCAUCUUCCUGAAGACAUGCCUGGCGGAUUACCCCAAGAACGAAACGAGCGCCAAUUAUACAUCCUACUUUAUGUCGAACAUAUGUUGUACUCCUCCAGUCGCGCCAUUCUCGAUCUUGUUCGCUUUGCCGACGAACGAGUUGCCAGCGGAAAACUGCAGCGAAAUCGAGUGGUUGUACCGGGAAGUAAACAAUUUAGAAAAUGGAUUUUUAGUUUUUUUGAGGUUCAAGAUGACAGCGAGGACAAUGGCGAUGGAAGUUAUCAUCGAGCAAUGCUCGAUUUGGGCCAGGCGUAUCAGAAACGCAAAGACCCUGAGCACUUGCCGCCUGAAAAUACAAUAGAGAAAAUCGGAGAAGGCCUGCGAAUGAUACCUAGCUUUCUUCGAUCGACGAGGUCCCAGUUUGGCCUUCGAGUUGCCUUUGCAACGAUGUCAAUAGGAAUAAUUGCCUUUCUUGAGCCGUCUCGUUCCUUCUUCGUGAGCCAUCGCUUGGUAUGGGCUAUGAUUAUGACGACAAUCAGCAUGAGUCCUACAGCCGCCCAAACAAUAUCGAAUUUCGUCUUUCGCUGCGUGGGUACAAUCCUCGCAAUGAUUGGUAGUAUGUUGAUUUGGUAUAUCCCCAACGGCCACCCAGCAGGUGUCGUUGUUGUGCUUUUCGUCUGGACCACCAUCGCAUGGUGGGUUCCUUUAAAACGGCCUUUACUUCAGGUCGCUGGCAUUGUCGGUAUGACCACAACCCUUAUAAUCAUCGGUUAUGAAAUCGAAGUCCAGAAAUUAGGGAAAGAGACUAUGACCGCCAGUGGCCAAGAAUACUAUCCAACGUAUUUACUUGCUCCAUAUCGGUUGGCUGUCGUCAUUGGGGGCCUAUUUGUCGCUUUCAUUUGGACUGUAUUCCCCUUUCCGAUAUCAGAUCAUUCUGUCCUUCGACAAGACCUCGGCACGUCACUUUAUCUCUUGGCUAGGUAUUAUUCACUUGUGCACGAUACCAUGACUGCCCGCGCACGUGGUGACGAAGGUGAUUUGGCUCUCAAAACUUCAGCCGGCAGACGCCUCGAAAGAGCCAGGAAUAAAGUGUACGCAAAGCAAACAUUGGCUAUAAAUAGGCUGCGCACGUAUUCGAAUACAUUGAGAUGGGAGAUCCCUAUUGGUGGAAGAUUUCCGAAGGAGCAUUAUGAUCGUAUCAUCGAGUGUAUGCAAAACAUGGUUAAUUAUCUCAAUCUUGUGGAAUUCGCGUCCAAAACAUUUUCGUCGUCUUCGUCUUUCCCCCCUCCAUCUGACAGUCCGUCAUCUUCAGUAAGCAAAGAAAACAACGAAAGCGAAUGGUUCCACGACUUUAAGAAACUAAUAGCAACAACUGAAUCAACGUCUCACCGUAUCACUUCCGUUCUUGCCCUUCUUUCCGCAAGCAUAUCGAAUGCACAACCACUUCCCCCGUACCUAGACAUUCCACGACCAUAUUCCUUUAGCGAGAAGUUGAAGGAAGUGGAUAAGGAUAUCCUCAAUAUUAGCCACGCCGCUGAGCCUGGAUAUGCAGCGUUUAGUGUGCUGCAGAUUGCGAGUCGGUGCGUAGUGGGAGAUUUGGAGAAGCUGAUUGAGAGUGUGAAGGAGCUAGUUGGCGAAUUAGAUUUUUCGUUUCAUGUCAUAAAAACCUCUUCAAAAAAGGAGGAUUAACAUACAAUAAGAGAUACCAUUAUGUCAUUUGUAGAAGUAUACCAUCCCACGCGUUUGCACUGUUUG